UUCUCAUAUCUGUCUCCUUUCCUCUAGCCAUCGUUGAAUAAAGCUUCUGCUAAAUCCAACCAUGCUUUUCGUCUCUGUUUAAUUCCUCAGGAAAUAGUACCAAAGGAAUUUGAACCAUUUUUUUUCCCUUCAUCACCUUCUUGCUAUCCAAAAUAGAAAAGAGCAGAAAAGGAACCUCUAAUGGAUACUGGAGAAAGCACGCGUGCGCGGAGCAGAACAGAUAUUGUCAACAUUACGGAGCUAGAAGGUGGCUCUGGCACCUCCCAUUCAAACAGGGAUAACCGUAAGAUUUGGGUUAAGCUGAUGAUCAUAUUCAUUGAGGUAGUCUUAUUUGUCUUGUUUUUGGGAGGUCUAAUAGCUAGUUACAUUAGAUCUAAAAACCAUGAGAUAUGGGGUUUAGAACUGUGGAAGUGGUGCGUCCUGGUAUUGGUGAUUGUUGGUGGUCGAUGCAUCAUGAAAUUGAUGAUGGAUUACUUUUUGAUGUACCUGAUUAAGAAGAUUUUUUUCUUACUGAGGUGCAAGAGUAGCAAAGUUAAGAGAUCAAAGCUCGAUUCCAAUGUUCAGAAAUUUAUAAUGAGGUCACUUGCUACUUGUGUAAUUGGGGGAUUUCUAUGGGUGCUGAAAAAACUUUUAGUUAAUAUAUUGACUCCUCCAUUCCAAGCUAAAAGAUUGUUCGAUCGGUUUCGAGAAUCUUUGAUUGAUCAAUAUAUUCUUGAGGUCUUCUCUUUAAAGGACAGUAGCGUUGAUGAGGUUGUAAGUGUUGUCAACAUCUGGAUCAAACAAAACAACUUGCCAGCAUAUGAAUGCAUGACAAAUGGAAGCGUGAAGGUGAUUAAUUGGCUAAAGAAAAUAGAGCCUGACGAAAUAUCUGCUUGGGCAAUGAAAAAGCUAAUGGAGUUGAUAGGGUCUACUCCGUUGUCUUCAAUUACACAAGGACUCGAGACGCUACCUGAAAAGGAAAACAAUAUGACCAAUAUUUUUGAGCAAACAGAGGACGUUGCUACUCAGAUUUUCGGAAGUAAGGAACGAAAUGUAAUUAAAGACCUAAAACUAUUUAAAGAAGAAGCUCGCGAUGUGGAACAGCAUAUAAACGGUGUGGAGGAAAUGGCUGGUGAGGAAGAAAUAAUGCUCAAGAGGCAACGUGUACGGAAGUGGCUGGCGAAUGCCAUCAUCGAACGUAGAUCAUUGGUACAGUCCUUAGAAGAUUCCAAGAGAUUAAGAAAGGAGUUGAACAAAAUUGUCUCUGGGACUGUGCUUAUUCUGGUCUUCAUUAUCUGGUUAAUUUUGCUGAAAAUUUUAACCACAGGAGCUCUUGUCGUGAUUAUAACUCAGUUUGCUGCUCUGACAUUCAUUUUUGGUGACACUCUCAAAAGUGUAUUCCAAGGCAUCAUUUUUGUAUCUGUUAUGCAUCCAUUUGAUAUUGGUGAUUGUUGUCUCAUCAAGGGAGAAGAGAUGGUGGUUCAAAGGAUUAAUCUUCUCUCAACAGUCUUUCGGAAAAAUGUGAAGGAUAAGAUAGUGUAUCCAAAUUCAGUUUUAACUACUUUGCACAUUAAAAAUUUGUACAAGGGUGACCGCCAUUUGAUCGAAGAUUCCUUUGAGAUUACCAUUGAUUCGUCCACACCGCCAGAUCGAAUAGACGUUUUGAAGAAAGAAAUACAAAGGCUCUUGUGGAACGAAGAAAAAUAUGGAGAAAAAUGGUUAAAGACUUACGUCUUUAAUUUGAAAGAAAUUAAAAAUCGGAAGUUGAAAAUUUUUUUCAGUGUUUUUUAUCGCAAGACAGAGCUCCUGAGCGACUGGGAAAUGAUAAAUAGUCGGAGAAAUAUCUUAGUCCGAAAUCUAAAGAUGAUUCUGGAAAAUGAAAAUGAGAUCAAUGGCCAGGAAAAUGAAGAAGGGAAAGGGAAGAACAAAGUAGACGAUGGCCAGACAAAAGAAGAGAAAGACAAGAACAGAGAUGGUGGCCGAAAAACCGGAAAAAUGAAGAUUAAGUACUAUGAUAUUCUGCCUAAAGUAGUUGAUGCGGAAUAGCUAUUUUUUUCUCCAAACACCUUUCUUAUUGUAUGCAGCUUAGGUUAAUCUUCUGUUUUAUAUAGUUUGGAAAAAGUAUUUAUGACAAGUUGUCAGAGUAUAUAGUUGUGCUUUAAUUGUUGCUGUGGUUGUCUAAGUUGUGCUAUUAUGAUCACAAGUUAUUUUAUCA
Messenger RNA from Rubroshorea leprosula, 2194 nucleotides. The record is from the annotation of a GenBank genome assembly. Lineage: Eukaryota; Viridiplantae; Streptophyta; Magnoliopsida; Malvales; Dipterocarpaceae.